Lactuca saligna is the source of this 1643-nucleotide messenger RNA. The record is from the annotation of a GenBank genome assembly. Lineage: Eukaryota; Viridiplantae; Streptophyta; Magnoliopsida; Asterales; Asteraceae.
AUGAUGUUAGUCCAAGAAAGGAGUACCCGAAAAACAUCUCUCUGUUUCUCUCUACUUAUUUCUACCCCAUUACAAGAACAACAACACCGCGUCUUGCUCUUGAUCAUCGUCCUCCUCCUCCGCCGCCGCCGGCCACCACCUUCAGCGAGGGAAGAUCUUAGGAUUACGAUAAUGGAUGAAAAUUUAGGAACCAAACUGAACGGCAUCCGACAGAUUGUUAGGCUUAAAGAAAUUAUCCAAAGAUGGCAGCAUGUGACACUUGGGGCAAGAGGAAACGAUAAUGAUGAUGAUGCUGAUAACAAUCCUCCCAUGAGUAUUGGUAAUCAUCCAGGUGGAGGAAUUAAUCCAGCCAUAACCAUGAGGUUGAAGGGAUACUCUGUUUAUUCUGAUUCAGACAUUGAAGACGGAUGCCAGAGUCCUGAUCCACCAAACGAUGUGCCCAGAGGGUAUUUGGCUGUCUAUGUAGGCCCUGAGCUUCGGAGGUUCAUCAUUCCCACAAGCUAUCUUAGUGAUCCACUCUUUAAAGUUCUUCUGCAAAAAGUUGAAGAGGAAUUUGGAUUUGAUCAUAGCGGUGGCCUCACCAUCCCUUGCGAGAUUGAAACCUUCAAAUACCUUCUCAAUUGCAUGGAACAUCAUCAGAAGGAUCAUCUUGAACACAAUCAAGCUAGCAUUUGAGCUUCAAAAGACCAAAUAUCAACUGUGUAAGUAACGAUUGGAUGCAGCUUAUUCUUGUGGUAAAAACCCAAAAAGAAGUUUCUAUUGGUAUGAUGAUUUGACAUUCUUUUAUCUGUAUUUUUGCUCUUCUCUCUUUCAAAUAUUCAAAUGUAAGAGAGUGGCAGUUAUAGUUCAUAGAAAGCUUAUGUUUCUAGGUGUGUGUGUGUGUUCAUUAUUCUUGUCAUUGGAUGUGUAAUAGUAAUACGUUUAAAUUCGUGACAUAUUCAUUGUUCAACCUAGUUGAGUAAAAACGUCAACUACCAAUGGGUAUCAUCCAUGUUACAUGUAGCUUUGUAGCACAAAAGUAAUUAGGCUUAGAUGUAAAUUCAUUUCAAUUGCUUUAAGGUAAAGAAUAAAAGAGUAAGAGAUAGGUGUUGUAUUAUAGUUGUUAAAAUAAGAGAAUAAAAUAAGGGAUUAGGGAUCAUGUAAUUGAUAGGGUGCAUGUGCUUAAAAGAUGUAUGGAUCAUGGAUAGAUCUGGUAUUAUAUAUAAAAGUAACAUGAUAUCAUGAGUGUGAAGACACAGACACCUAAUACGAAUUUAUAAAUUAUAUUGGUGAGAGAGGGAGGGAUGUGGAAAAGAUUGUGGGCAUCUCAAGUGAAUCAUUAGUCCUUUCCUGUACUUUCUAAGGAUUAAGCUAAAAUUUGUUAAUUUAUAUGGAUGAGUCAUUGUGUCCAAAUUUCGUCGAUUACUUGAACGUAAAUGAUUGGAUGCUACAUUCACUCAAAAAUCUAUAGUUUUGUGUGAUUUAUGUAUUGGGUUGUGGUGACUUAGUAAAACAUAUCUCAGAUAUGGUGGAUAACAUAUUGACUUAUGUUUAAGUCUUAAUACUAUUCAGUUCUUGUGGUCAUGGAGAUUCGUAUGCAAUGACUUCAAUGCAUGAGAGAUAGCGUCAUGUUAGCAUGGAUUAGUCGGUGAACAAAAGUUGGC